Molecule: messenger RNA, 1062 nt
Organism: Theobroma cacao (cacao)
Lineage: Eukaryota; Viridiplantae; Streptophyta; Magnoliopsida; Malvales; Malvaceae
Molecular function (GO): DNA-binding transcription factor activity
Source: RefSeq, a predicted model, not a curated record
AAAUGGAACGCACAUGCCUGUUAUCAAAGUCAUGUAAAACAGAGUGGUGUCUCUGACUUGAAUCAAACCAAGGCCAAGGCUGACUCCGCGGAGAGCUCCAAUUCAAUCGCUCAAUCCAUUCCUUGCUUACCAGCACCACUAGUACCGUUGAGUGAAACCCAAGAAACUUGUCCAUUCGUAUGCUACCGCUGCUCGAAGAGGUUCCCUUCCACGCAUGCCUUGGGAGGUCACCAGAAUGCGCACAAGAAGGAAAGAAAUGAGGAGCGCAGUCUCUAUGUCGAACAACGCCUCGCGUUGAUGAGGCAGCCUCCCAUCACUCUUCCAUCGCUGACGCCUCUCACGGUUGUCCCAUCUGCUCAAAUUUUUGGCCAUUUGGCAAAACCGGCAGUGAUUAACUCAGUGCCGGCUAGCCAUGGUUCUAUGUUGCUGCAGCCCCUGGCUUCUGGCUUUAUCCUUGAUCGCCUGAAAGCGCCAGUUUUCAUGCCUGCUGGGUUCCACUUCGGUCCAGCAAGGACUGAAGUCAAGGGUGGAGAGGUUUCAUAUAAGGCUUCUCAUCAUGAAUCCGAUAAUUAUCAUCCUUAUAAGAAGCCUGUCGAUAAGGAAUCAAUGGCCAGGAAGCUGUAUCUCUAUGAAGAAAAUGAUUUUUGGGCAAAAGCUGAAGAAGACAGCGCCUGUUCGAAGGAGUACUCAGCUUCAACUACAACCGAUGAUGCUGGUCCAAAUGCUGAAGCCUUAAUUAAUGAAGACAAGGAAGAUGCUCAUGAUCAAAACACUUCAAAGGAGGAGCUGGACUUAACUUUGAGGCUCUAAUGAAAGAUGGGAAAUAUUUGGAAGAAAAAAGAAUGGAUGUUGAAGGGCAUCAUAAAUGAGAAUCUGCUAAAAUAAAUGAAGAAAAAAAGAAUAAAAAGAAUGAGAGCUAGGAUCAGUACCGUGGUCAUCUCCUCAUGGAUGUUUCUAAAUUUUCUUUCUUAACUAGUGAGCUAAUUAACUAGUUGUUGUUGUUAUUAUGUAGUUUCUACACCUUCUGUUCAUGCUUAUGCAUGCUUCUUAGCUUAGCUUCUA